AUGCCGAGCGACGACCAGCGCCUUGAGCGCAUCGCCUGGAUAUCGUCCGAGGGCUACGGCCGCAAAGUCGUCGUGGCGCACGACAUAUGCACGAAGCACCGUCUGGAGAAGUACGGCGGCCACGGCUACUCGUACAUACUGGACCACAUAGCUCCCAGGAUGCUGUACAGGGGCUUCACUCCUGAGGGUGUCCACGACAUCCUGGUCUCCAACCCUGCCGAAGUGCUCACGUUCCGGUAG
Messenger RNA from Geodia barretti, 240 nucleotides. The record is from the annotation of a GenBank genome assembly. NCBI's taxonomy places the organism in Eukaryota, Metazoa, Porifera, Demospongiae, Tetractinellida, Geodiidae.